AUGGAUCGGUGGUUGCUCGGCAAACGGAAAGCUGGCGAUGAAGAUUUAACUGCAGAUUCAUCAGAAACUCAAGAUGAAUCUACAAAAGAAAAAAAAAGGAGACGGAGAAAGUACUCAAGUGAGUAUCUGUCGCUGGGAUUUACAAGUGUGGGACCCGAAGACAACCCCCGGCCUGUCUGUGUGCUCUGCAUGGAGGUGCUAGCAAACGAGGCCCUGAAAACAUGUAAACUGCACCGCCAUCUACAAACUAAACACGGACAGUAUUCAUCCAAGCCGCGGGAGUUUUUUGAAAACAAGCAAAAAGAGUAUGUGAGCCACAAGAAAGCAAUUGAAACAACGUGUGUCACUGGGAGUGAAAAUGCCAAGGCAGUGGAGGCAUCUUACAGAGUGGCAAAGCUAAUAGCAAAGACUGGAAAGCCACACACCAUCGGGGAGGAUCUGAAUUUACCUGCUGCCAAAGAGAUGGUUGGUGUGAUGGUUGGCGAAAAACCAAGACUAAAUGUGAUCUCUUUGUCUAAGAACACAGUGAAGCGCCGUAUUGAUGACAUGGCUAAAGAUGUGUUAAAGCAGCUAGUGAGCAGAAUACGAGCGAGCCAUUUUUAUGCUCUCCAGAUUGAUGAGUUCACAGACAUCGCAAGCUAUGCAAAUUUGCUUGCUUUUGUCAGAUAUGAAUAUAACGGAGAAAUACAUGAAGAUUUUCUGUUUUGCAAGCCUUUACCAUCACACUCUACGGGAGAAGCCAUUUUUGAAACUCUGAAUGAAUUUAUGGUUUCCAAUGAAAUAGAAUGGACAAAAUGUGUGGGGAGCACCAAUGGAGCCAGGGCCAUGGUGGGAAAACUGACUGGAGUUGUGAAGCAUGUCAAGGAUGUGGCCCCGCUGGUUACAGCUGUCCACUGCAGCAUCCACCAAGAGGCUGCCACAAAGACUAUGCCUGCAGAUUUGAAGAUGGUUUUGGAUGAAGCUGUGAAGACUGUAAAUUUCAUCAAAAGUUGCCCACUGCAGUUGCGCCUGUUUGGCAUACUGUGCGCGGAGAUGGGAAGCGAACACCAGCAGCUUCUCCUGCACACUGAAGUCCGCUGGCUUUCACGUGGCAAAGUGCUCACCUGACUUUUUGAACUGCGUGAUGAAGGAAAAGCAGUGACCGUGUUUCAAGUCCAGAGUAAGAUCAAAGCCACAAUAAGAAAGUUCGAGCUGUGGGACAGAAGAGUCACAUCAUCCAUCUCAUUAGGAAUCCUGACAGAGUUAAUUGACUGGGCUGGAUUCCCUGGAGUGGACCACGGGCCUUCCUGCCGGUGGUUCCUGAGACGGAGCGAUACGGGCCGAGACCGACAAGAGCCAGGGAAGAGGAAGACGGCAGGUGGAGAGACAGCAGCCUCGGACCCCCCCGUGCUGAGCUACGGUGCCGUGGAGCUCUGGACCUCACUGUGCGGUGUCGAUGAGGAGGAGCUGAUGGCUGGGAGGCCUGACGGUGAGAGCAACAGCGUGCCCUCCACCUCUGUCUGGGGUGGAAGAGUCCCAGGAGGGGAGACCAGGUUGGGGAGGGGAGCCAACCAGGCCGGGGGUGAAAUGGUGUGA
Megalops cyprinoides (Indo-Pacific tarpon) is the source of this 1575-nucleotide messenger RNA. Its product is annotated as zinc finger BED domain-containing protein 5. The record is from RefSeq and is a predicted model, not a curated record. NCBI's taxonomy places the organism in Eukaryota, Metazoa, Chordata, Actinopteri, Elopiformes, Megalopidae.